Messenger RNA from Solea solea (common sole), 3202 nucleotides. Its product is annotated as KIAA0513 ortholog. NCBI's taxonomy places the organism in Eukaryota, Metazoa, Chordata, Actinopteri, Pleuronectiformes, Soleidae. The record is from RefSeq and is a predicted model, not a curated record. The transcript is spliced from 12 exons. Bases 221 to 1492 code for a protein of 423 amino acids.
CGCAGUUGUGGCUGUGUGUGUGAGUUGAGAGCAGCAGGAACAAGAGCGGGUUCCUCCUCUGUUUCUUCUCUCAGCGUCGUCUCAGAUGCACUGGGUUUGUGAGCUCACCUGAUGUCAGCGCCCUCAGGUGGUGUGAGGAGGGUCUGCAGAAUCAAACCCCUCAUGUUCAUGCAGAGAGGAACCCCGUCGUUGAGCUAAAAGGAAGGGACUUGUUUCCGUCAUGGAGGGCUUGGCCAUGCAGAACCUCAUAAACUUUGAAAUUCCGUCAGAAGACGGCGCUCUGAGCGCCAACGCGGCUCACAACCAAGGCCGUGUGGACAUUUCCUCUCCAGAGCCGGAGUCUUCUCUGGGAGUCCACCAGCAGUCGUCCCUGCCAGAGCCAAUGACACCGUCCAAGCACAACUCUCUCUACCAGCAGCAACACCCAGAGGACGAAGGAGGCAAUGACAGCGACACCACGGAGUCUGCGGACAGCGAGGACGACAUGGACCCGUCCUCUCACAUGUGGGAGCUGAGAAGGUCGUCGUCUUCCUCUGUUCACAGCAGGGAGGACGCCGACGGCGACACGCUGGAAGGAAAACGCUUCAUGAAGGUCUAUGUGGAGAAGGUGUUUCAUGGAAAAGAAGACUUUGACCAGGAAGAGAAGGCUCGUUUUGGAGAGCUGUGCACUGGAGAGAGCAGUAAAGCUCGCGAGUGGUUCGCCAAACACGUCAGUGCACAGCGCUGCCGCUCUACAUGUGUGAGCGAGGCCACUUUCUACAGACUGGUCCAGUCGUUCGCUGUCGUUCUCUUCGAAUGUUACCAGAUGGACGACUACAGUCCGGCCAAAAACCUCAUGACCAUGUGUUUCACCUACUACUACAUUGGAAAGUGUCCACCGUCUCCGUCACAGCUGCUGGACCGCGGCGUCCCUCCCGCUGGUAUGGACUUGUAUCUCAACAAGGCCAACUCCUGGCUGUCGGGGACGAAGGACGCUGCCGUCGGCCUUCUCAAAAACACGUCCAAGACUGACGUCAAAGGUUUCUUCGGAGGCUUGGAGAACAAGCUCAGGAGCUCGACGGCUCAGAAGACGGAAGAAGGAGAAAGUCCAAGUGAGAUGAAGCCCAGAUCUCCAGUGUCUGAGGCUGCAGAGGGGAAGAGAGGGGAGAAAGUUUACCUGUACACACACCUGAAGCAGCAGCCCAUCUGGCACACGCUCAGAUUCUGGAACGCCGCUUUCUUUGACGCCGUUCACUGCGAGCGGAGGAAACGGUCGCCGACCACCAGGGAGAAAUGGUGUCACAUGACGCAGGAGGAGCGAGACGACAGCUCCAAGAUCGACGAGAACAUCGCGUUCGGUCAGCUGGGGACGUUCACUCACAACAUGUUGGCGUUUGGUCUCAGUAAGAAGCUGUGUAACGACUUCCUGAAGAAACAGGCCAUCAUCGGAAACCUCAACCAAGAACAGUACAAGUUGCUGAGUGACCACAUAGAGAAAAUGGCGGCUGAGUGAGUGGGGGAGUGCGAGGACGACGGUCACAUGACACGUUACAGUUUCCAUGACGGAGGAGAAACAACAACCAAAAAAACUGAACUGAACUGUGUCAUAGUCAGAGCAGCAAUAAUCAACAUCGUCAUCAUCAUCAUAUCAUCAUCAAUAUCAUCAAUAUGGUCAAUAUCAUCAUUAUCAUCGAUAUCAUCAUUAUCAUCGAUAUCAUCAUUAUCAUCAGCUGGUGUAUAUACGAUACGUAAACAGCCUCACACCAUCUGCUGCGUGUUCUGUUUCCACGGUAACCAUAUUUACACGUGAGUGUGGUCGAGAUUCAUCGUGGACGUCUAAGGAGAAGAAGAAGUCCUUAAAAAAAAAGCACAGAGAACAAACAAACAAAACUGUGUGUGUGUGUGUGUGUGUGUGUGUGUGUGUGUGUGUGUGUGUGUGUGUGUGUGUGUGUGUAUGAGUGUUGCGUUCCAUUUGUAGUCGGAACUCAUAAAUGUCCAGAUUGACAUCCUCAGCGUUCCCGGCGCAGGAUUCCAAAAUGGCGGCCACUCGUGUUUGUUUGGCAGCAGGUAAAACAUCGCACCUGUUCGUCUUUUUUUUAUUUAAAAAAAAUGUCAUUUAAACAUGAAAUCAUUUAGAAAUCAAUAGAAUAAUUGUUGAAUUGUUUCAGUUGACUGAGCUGUAGUUCCUCCUGGGACCACUGGAUGGCAGCAUUGUGUCUUCAUUCAAAGCAGUGAGAACAGCUUCAUAUGCUACUCACUGACUGUUGACUGGUUGGUUGGUUGGUUGGUUGACUGGUUGUUGGUUGACUGACUUGUUGGUUGGUUGGUUGACUGGUUGACUGACUGGUUGGUUGGUUGACUGACUGAUUUUUGUAAAUGUUGUAAAUAUUUCUGUUGUAAAAGAAUCCAUCGUGUUUGUGAUCAACAUGAAUAUAAAACUGAAGUGAGACCCCUAGUGUUUAAACAUGCUAUUGCAACUCUACAUUUUUCUCUCCUUUUUUUCUGUUUUUUAACCGAUGUGAAUUUUGUCGCGAUCUGUUGUGUGUUUUAUAUAUAUAUGUGUGUGUGUAUAUAUAUAUAUACAUAUACACACAUAUAUAUGUGUGUAUAUGUAUAUAUAUGUACAGUAUAUAUGUGCCGUGUUCCAUUUAUAGUCGGAGCAACGUUAUCAUACAAACGAGUUAUUGCGAGUAUUUUUCCGUUAAUGUCACAAGUGUUGUUUGCGUUUUCUCGCAGUAAAUCAGUCGCACACAUAACUUAACGUUUAUCGUUAAAGUUACAACUUACACGUUUAUCGCGUUGUUAACGGCUGUUUUUUUUUCCUCCCGACUUUUCAACUGGAUCACGGACAUGAUGGCGUGUUCCGAUGUAAAUGGGACGCAGCCUUAUUAUUGCACUAGUGUUGGCGUGUGAACUUCCUGUCAUGUGACACUCACUGAUGCCUUGUGUUUGUUUGUUUGUGUAAAUUCUUCUGUGAAACUGUUGAUUUCCUCGAUUGUUGUCAUGAAAGGAGUUUGUGUGUCGUCGUGACGAUGUUCCGACAGUUUGUGUGUUUGACUCACCUGAUGGAGACGCUCCAGAAGCCACUUAGAGGGACAGUUUUUGUAAUGUGCUGUGAGCGCCCCCUGCUGCUGAGAACUGUGUUCCUGUUUCUAACUCAACUGCAGCGAGGACUCAAGGAAAAACUCAUCUGAACAAAACACUAAAAAUAAAAUGUUUUUCC